This is a messenger RNA of Triticum dicoccoides, 1631 nucleotides long. Its product is annotated as zinc-finger homeodomain protein 1-like. NCBI's taxonomy places the organism in Eukaryota, Viridiplantae, Streptophyta, Magnoliopsida, Poales, Poaceae. Gene Ontology annotation, molecular function: transcription cis-regulatory region binding; DNA-binding transcription factor activity. The coding region runs from base 392 to 1297 and encodes 301 amino acids. Gene Ontology annotation, cellular component: nucleus. Gene Ontology annotation, biological process: regulation of developmental process; regulation of DNA-templated transcription. The transcript has a single exon. The record is from RefSeq and is a predicted model, not a curated record.
GGACAGCCAGCAAAGACAUGAGCACGAAGCAAAAGAACAUACAUCACGCCUCGGCCGGGAUGCACACAGGGAGAGAGAGGAGAGGGGAGAUCAGACAAGUGCGCGACUCGAGAGGGAGGCGGUGAACAGGAGAGAAAGCGAGUUCGCUACAGAGAGAGAAGCUAGGGAGGGAGAGGGUUACAUCAUCGCCUAGGCGCUGCAGCAGCCUUGGUGCAGCGGCGCGUCGUCAAAACUGGCAGCUAGCCAGAUGGUGUCCACACUCUCUCCUGCGUCUCUUAUCCCUUCAUCCCAGUUUUAACCCUUGCUAAGCCCCUCUUAGCCCGGCCUCCCCUCGAGAACACGCCGGCAAACCCAGAGGCUUAGCCUGGCUACACACGGGCCGUCGGCGAGCAUGGACUUCGACGACCACGACGACGGCGACGAGGAGAUGCAGAUGUCCAUGCCCAUGCCGGUGAGCUCCAGCUACGAGCCUCCGCCGCCGCUGUCCACGGGGUUUGGCGGCGCCGGGGUUGCGCCCAACAAGCCUCAAGAACCACGCGGUCAGUAUGGUGGUAGUGGUGGUGGUGAGCUUGGCGGCCGUGCCAAGGCCCCCGGCGGCGGUGCCAGGUACCGCGAGUGCCUCAAGAACCACGCGGUCAGUAUCGGAGGGCACGCCGUCGACGGCUGCGGCGAGUUCAUCGCCGCCGGCGAGGAGGGCAGCAUCGACGCGCUCCGCUGCGCCGCGUGCAACUGCCACCGCAACUUCCACCGGAGGGAGUCCGACUUCCCCGCGGGGGGCGAGGGCUCGCCCUUCUCUCCAACCGCAAUGGUCCCCUACGGAGGCGUGCCGCACCACCAGUUCUCGCCCUACUACCGCACCCCGGCGGGCUACCUGCACCACCACCAGCACCACAUGGCCGCGGCCGCCGCCGCCGCCGCGGCAGCCGCAGGGCACCCGCGCCCGCUCGCGCUCCCGUCCACCUCCCACAGCGGCCGCGACGACGCAGACGAGCUGUCGGGCAUGGCGGCGGGGCCCAUGUCGGCGCUGGCCCCGCUGAGCAGCAUGUCCCUUGGCGCCGGCCCGUCGGGGUACGGCUCCGGGUCCGGGUCCGGCAAGAAGCGGUUCCGCACCAAGUUCACCCAGGAGCAGAAGGACAAGAUGCUGGCCUUCGCGGAGCGCGUGGGGUGGCGCAUCCAGAAGCACGACGAGGCGGCCGUGCUGCAGUUCUGCGACGAGGUGGGCGUCAAGCGCCACGUCCUCAAGGUGUGGAUGCACAACAACAAGCACACCCUCGGCAAGAAGCCGCCCAGCAUUUGACGGACCCCGGUCCCCCUGGCCGGCGACCGUCCGCGUGCACGAUGCGUCUGGCGUCCUGGGCCAGAGCUGAGCUAGCUGAUCGCCCCACCGUCACCGUGGCUAGCCUCCGAUAGGUACCUGCAUGUGCUUCUCUUGUUCAGCUUAGCUAUAGCAUUCGCGCUUGACGACGUUCCCCUCCGCGGCGGUGCAUGGCUAGCUUACAUUAGGUUAAUCUGUAGCGAGCGUUCCUUCGUUCUUGGCUGGAUUAAUUUAGGUGGUCCUCUAUUUUAUUUCAUUUUUAUUUCUAUUUACUGUUGCUCAAAUUCCUAGCUGUGGCGCCAUGGGCAUUUGCUGA